Messenger RNA from Apodemus sylvaticus (European woodmouse), 2850 nucleotides. It is a transcript of the gene Cpped1, whose product is annotated as calcineurin like phosphoesterase domain containing 1. NCBI's taxonomy places the organism in Eukaryota, Metazoa, Chordata, Mammalia, Rodentia, Muridae. Gene Ontology annotation, molecular function: hydrolase activity. The record is from RefSeq and is a predicted model, not a curated record. The transcript is spliced from 4 exons. The coding region runs from base 106 to 1044 and encodes 312 amino acids.
UCCUGGAGGGCAGGUUCCAGAAGCGGUUUCAGGCGGGGCUGACGGGUGGUGUGGAGUCGCUCCCUCCUCCCACAGAACGUGCCCAGACAAGGCCAGUCGCUCGCCAUGUCAGCUGCGGAAUCGGCGGAUGUUUUCCACAGAGCCCGGGGCAGGACCCUGGAUGCGUUUUCCCCAGAAAAGGAGCGGGAAUGGAAAGGUCCAUUCUACUUCGUCCAAGGUGCAGACACUCAGUUUGGGCUGAUGAAGGCCUGGUCUACUGGGAAUUGUGACACCGGCGGUGACGAGUGGGGGCAGGAGAUCCGUCUCACAGAACAAGCUGUUGAGGCCAUCAACAAGCUGAGCCCCAAGCCCAAAUUCUUUGUCCUCUGUGGUGACCUCGUUCAUGCCAUGCCAGGAACUCCAUGGCGGAAAGAACAGACCAGGGACCUGCAGCACGUACUGAAGGCCGUCGACCAGGACAUCCCACUGGUGCUGGUCAGUGGUAACCAUGACUUGGGCAAUGCCCCCACGGCCGAGACUGUGGAGGAGUUCCGCCAGACAUGGGGUGAUGACUACUUCAGCUUCUGGGUCGGGGGCGUCCUCUUCCUGGUGCUCAACUCCCAGCUCUUGUACGAUGCCUCCAGGUGCCCCGCACUGAAGCAGGCCCAGGACCGCUGGCUGGACCAGCAGCUGAGCAUUGCAGGGCAGAAGCAGUGCCGGCAUGCCGUUGUCUUCCAGCACAUCCCACUGUUCCUGCACAGCAUUGAUGAGGACGACGACUACUUCAACCUCACCAAGACCGUGCGGAAGGAACUGGUUGACAAGCUCACCCGAGCAGGUGUCAGAGCUGUGUUCUCGGGGCACUACCACAGGAACGCCGGGGGAACCUACCAGAAUCUCGACAUGGUCGUCUCAUCAGCCAUUGGGUGCCAGCUAGGCCAAGACACCCACGGGCUCCGUGUGGUGGCCAUCACUGCGGACAAAAUUGUUCACCGUUACUACAGUUUAGACGAGCUAAGCAGGGGGGCAGUCGAGGCCGACCUGAAGGAGCUGCUGAAGGAGUGAUCGCUUCCCUACAGAGUCCACCCAGCCUUCACGCCCGUCACCUUCCAUGUUGCCAGAAUAUUCUUAGCUCCUUAUAGAAAUAUCUGAGCAGAAAGGCGGGUUUGUGAACAGAUGUGCUUUACAUAAAUCAAACUGUUGGGUCCUAUCUGUAAUUAUUUUCAGAAGAAGACUGUCUUUCCCUUAAAAGCCAGAUAAGACAGCUAUGGGUGUUUUCUAAUUGUGAUGUGAGUCUGCCCACAUGAUGUUUGGGUAAAUUCUUCUCAUUGUACAGCUUUUAACUCUGCCUUUGAAUCCACCGUUUCUGACAACUUACAAUCAAUAACACCUACUGCCCUCAAUCCCAACUCAGUACCCAAGAGUGAUCUUAAUAAUUCCUCAAACAAACUGCAUCUGCUUUUGUUAAAUUGUGGUCAUGACUCCCAGAGCUAGGAAAACAAAGUUUCCCCCUCCCUCCUGACUGACCAAAUAGUAGCCCCACCCCCACCCACCCCACCACCAUCCCCCCACCCCCCACCCCCGUCCCAGGGCCACAUAGGUUUGCUGUCAUCAUAACAGGUAGCUUCAUAGCCAUCAUUGGCUGUGACUUUCAGGACUCUCCUCACUGCUGAUGCUCUGAACAGCAUGCAGGAAGUCCACGCCAGGCUGUGUUUGCCUUUCUGAUGACCAAGCCCCCCUCAGGCAUGUGCAGACUCUGUUCUGAAGACCAGAAUGGAGGCUGUGGUGCGGAGCCCUGCACAGCCCACGUUUCCCUGUGUGUGUGCUCCUGCUACAGGCAGCCCAGCCCAUUGUCAGAGGGAUGGCCUGGUGGGCAAGCUGGACUUGACACAGACUUCUCCUAAGAAGAACACAGAACUGUGUCACUGGGUAGAAUUAACGUUAUACUACGUUAAUUGCCCUGAACAGAAGAGUGUGAGUUACUUAAAAUCCUUUUCACCAUGGAAUUCCCUCUGCUGCCUCCCCUGGGAGCUCUGGCCUCUGUGGACCAGCUGUCUUGGUGCCAACAUAACCAGGGCGGCUACAUUUUGCCAAGGAAGUUUUCCAGUGUCCUGCAGCAGCACUUGAGAAUCUGAAACCGGCUUUAAAAACUCACUGGUUAUAAAUGAACCGCAAAGCCCACUAAAUUAGAAAACUUUCUCAUUAAAAAGUUUUAGUAAAUGUAACAAAACCAUGAGAAAUUAAAUAAAAGAUAAUUGGAUAUGUAAAUUCAUAAGGAACAAAAGAUACAAGAAGUUAAUUAUUUUAUAGAUUGGUGACAUACCAGAGCUCAUUAUUAGGAAGCACAAGAAAAGUAAUUUUUCAAACCAGAGUGAUCUUGCAGUGCUUGGCCGUGUUCCUGUUUGUUUUUGUUUUUUACAACAGUGUAAGAGAUCAGGAGAGGCCCCAGGUUCCAAAAUGCGUAGGCUCCACUUGGUGACAGGAGAAAGAUUAGUCACGGUGGGCUGAAGGCAUGGUCCAAGUUAUGUGUGAAAACCGAAGCCUCAGAAUGGGAACAAGGUUGUGUGAUAUAGCAAUGUAAAUGAAGUAAGUGUUUGUCCUCAAAACACGUAAGUUACGUUACAGCUGGCUCAGAAACCUAGCAUGUGCUAAGGAUGGCCUAGCUUGGCCAGUUUCCAAUGGAGCAGAGGUAGCUGCGUGGGGCUUGCUGAUAUUGCGAGCAAAAAGUGUAACCCAUGUAACUCAGAUAGCAAGUCACUAUUGUUCUCUCCUAGACCUUUUCUAAAUAAAUAAACAAAUAAGUAAAUAAAAGAAUCUCAUUGAAAGAAAAAACAAUAAAGGCUUCCACAUGCCCUGCUGUUUCUGAAUGUU